Elgaria multicarinata webbii is the source of this 1143-nucleotide messenger RNA. RefSeq names its product vomeronasal type-2 receptor 26-like. Lineage: Eukaryota; Metazoa; Chordata; Lepidosauria; Squamata; Anguidae. Gene Ontology annotation, biological process: G protein-coupled receptor signaling pathway. The transcript has 2 exons. Bases 1 to 1143 code for a protein of 380 amino acids. The record is from RefSeq and is a predicted model, not a curated record. Gene Ontology annotation, molecular function: G protein-coupled receptor activity. Gene Ontology annotation, cellular component: plasma membrane.
AUGGAUUGGAUGUUUCAAACUUCAGAGAUAAAAAUCAUGAGAUUAGAUCUUACGCAGCCAACACGAAGAGUCAAGGAUCACUUGGGGUUUGUGGGCCUACACUCCUUGCCAUGGGAAUGGCGAAUCCUUUUUGUCAAUAGUAUUGCCAUUAUCACCACCUUUCAGUUACCUGAGAGCCACCAGGAGAACCAGCAAAGUAGUGCUUGUAAACUCACCUGUCUUCUCCUUCUAGAUGCAGACCAAUGUGAGAAGUGCCCAGAAGAUCAGUAUCCAAACAAGAACCAGGACCAGUGUAUUCCUAAAGACAUAAGUUACUUAUCCUAUGAGGAGCCUUUGGGGGCAAUUCUUGUUUCCUCGGCUCUUUUCCUUUCUGUAAUCACAGUUGUGGUGUCGUGGAGCUUCAUUCAACAUCAAAAUACUCCCAUCGUCAAAGCCAACAACUGGAGCAUCACGUGUGCCCUGCUCUGCUCUCUGCUGCUCUGCUUUCUCUGCUCCUUCUUGUUCAUAGGAAGGCCUGGGAAGGUGACCUGCCUUCUGAGGCAGACUGUGUUUGGCAUUGUCUUCUCCAUUGCAGUUUCUUGUGUUUUGGCCAAAACCAUCACUGUGGUUUUGGCCUUCAUGGCCACAAAGCCUGGAAACAGAAUGAGAAAAUGGGUUGGGAAGAGGCUGGCAGUAUCAGUCAUCAUUCUCCCUUCUCUUAUUCAAGCUGGCAUCUGUGCAGUGUGGUUGGUAAUCUCUCCUCCCUUCCCAGAGUUUGACAUGCACUCCCACAUUGGCCAGAUCAAUGUGCAAUGCAACGAAGGCUCAGACAUCAUGUUCUACCUUGUCCUGGGCUACAUCAGUUUUCUUGCUAUCGUCAGCUUCACGGUAGCUUUCUUUGCCAGAAAGUUGCCCGAUACUUUCAAUGAAGCCAAGUUGAUCACCUUCAGCAUGUUGGUCUUCUGCAGUGUUUGGGUGUCCUUUGUGCCCACCUACCUAAGCACCAAGGGGAAAUACAUGGUGGCCGUGGAGAUCUUCUCCAUCUUGUUCUCUAGUGCUGGCUUAUUAGGUUGCAUCUUUCUCCCCAAAUUCUAUAUUAUUGUUCUGAGGCCUGAGCUGAACACCAGAGACCAGCUAGUAAGCAAGAAGGGUCGUAAGUACUGA